AAGCGCCCGGGGCUCCGAACGGCCUCCCCUUCGCCGGCCUCGCCUUCGCCGUUCCCUGCCUGCUCCUUCUGCCUCCUCAACUGGCUCGCAGACCCGGAACGGGAGGCGCUGCCGUCGGCGAGAUGGCGUUGAGCUCGGCCUGGAAGCAGAUGUCGUGGCUUUAUUACCAGUACCUGCUCGUGACCGCGCUGUAUAUGCUGGAGCCCUGGGAGCGGACGGUCUUCAAUUCCAUGUUGGUGUCUAUUCUUGGAAUGGCACUUUACACUGGGUAUGUUUUCAUGCCUCAGCAUAUUAUGGCCAUAUUGCAUUAUUUUGAAAUUGUGCAGUGAUGAAAAUGUCACAAGCAGUGAUCUGUCAGAAGCUGAGGACCAGACUGCUAAGAAGUGGCCAUUUACAAUUAAGGAUUUCUUCAGAUGACAAAAGAAGACAUGAUGGUGAUGACUGCCAGUUGUCCAUACAGAGAUGCAACAUGCCCUGAGUUUUGGUGGAAUUUUCUUUCUUUGAUAUUCCCUUGAAUAGUAAUUUUUGUCUAUUAACAUUGUGAUUGUUUGUAGCUUUGAUAUCAGUAUUUUCUUAACUUUGUGACAGUCUCAGUAUUACACUGUGAAAGCUUUUCUUAAUGUAAAUGAAUAUAUUUUGCCUUCUAUUUUUAAUCAAAAAUCAUCUUAUUAAAUGAGGCUUAAAGCUUUUGCUAUUGUAUAGUUAUGUCCACCUGAGUGUAUUUGUAGUAACACAUUUUGUAAAAAAAAGUGUUUAGAUUCAUAUGGAGAUGUGGAUAUAUCCAUGGAAUCUUUCUUAAAAAACAUUAUUUGUAAGACCUAACUCAGGUGCUUCAAUUGCUUUCUGGACUGUUCAACAGAAUAUUUGGUAUAUCACUCUGGCUUCAGCAAUAAAAUGGAAUGUGUUUUCUGUUUCAUUUGAGGAAGAAUGUGACAACAGUACUGUAUGUCGGGAACAAUACUGUGUAAGGGAAAAGUAUUGCAUCAAACUUGUCUGUACAUAAAUAUUCUUUGAUUUAUGCAUGCCAUCUGGAAUUUUGUGAUAGCAUAUAAAUGCUGCUAUUAUAAUGUUUCUAAUUGAACUGUGCUUGUAUAUGUUUAUUUUGCCAAAAGCAUAUUUUAAUAUAGACUGAGUUGAAAGAUCCUGGCUAUGGCUGUUGUCUAUAGCGUAAUCAUGUCUGUAUUAUGAACCCAUGUUACAACUGUUGUUCAGAAUCCUUUUGCUACUUACACUAAAUGAUCAAAGGAUAAGGUUUGAAGUGGGCUAGAUUUAAAAAUUACAGCAAUAAGACAGUUUCUCCUAGGCUUGCUUUAGGGUUUUAUAGCAAAUUUUAGAUUUGUAUUGUGAAGUGUAAGAUGUCAUUUUUUUAGCUGAGGGUUUCUUUAAAAAAAAUAAAAGCUGAAAUUAGA
Pogona vitticeps (central bearded dragon) is the source of this 1409-nucleotide messenger RNA. It is a transcript of the gene SPTSSA, whose product is annotated as serine palmitoyltransferase small subunit A. Gene Ontology annotation, molecular function: serine C-palmitoyltransferase activity. Gene Ontology annotation, biological process: ceramide biosynthetic process. Gene Ontology annotation, cellular component: serine palmitoyltransferase complex. NCBI's taxonomy places the organism in Eukaryota, Metazoa, Chordata, Lepidosauria, Squamata, Agamidae. The record is from RefSeq and is a predicted model, not a curated record.